Molecule: messenger RNA, 468 nt
Organism: Ilyonectria robusta
Lineage: Eukaryota; Fungi; Ascomycota; Sordariomycetes; Hypocreales; Nectriaceae
Exons: 2
Coding region: 1-468 (155 amino acids)
Source: RefSeq, a predicted model, not a curated record
AUGGCAGGAAACCCGGAAGAAGAUGCGGUAUACCGCGCAAUAUGGCAUGACGAGGGCUCAGUUAAUGCGGCAAGAGUGACAGUGAUAUCACAAAGCCACCAAGGCGGUGUCAUACUAGAAGCUGCGCCUCAGCAAAAGGGUAUGGUUCUCCGCAGCGGCAACGUCCUGUCUGGCGAGCAGUCCGAGGACAUGUAUGUCGACUGUGGAAGCCUACCAGCUACUCAAUCUAAGACUCCCAAGAACAAGAAGAAGAAGAGAAAGGCGGUGGUGGCCAUUGUCACUAAAUUACCCACGAUAUCUAAACGAGACGAGGACGGGACAUUGAUGAUCCAGUCGCAGGCAUCCCACGAGAAAAAUGCGACAGAGGCUCCGUCAGAUACCGGGGAAGGUACCUCCAAGUCAGUUCAAGGCAAGGCGAAGAAAGCAAACACGACAAACACUAUAUCUCAGUCUCCGCCAAUGGCAUAG